Messenger RNA from Mesorhabditis spiculigera, 1155 nucleotides. The record is from the annotation of a GenBank genome assembly. Lineage: Eukaryota; Metazoa; Nematoda; Chromadorea; Rhabditida; Rhabditidae.
AUGGGCGACCCGAACGAAGUGGACUACCCGUCCUACGAGAAUAUGACGGACGAUGAGUACGAGGAUGUGGUCAGAAGCUACCUAUGGCCUAACCAGCUGGAGUCGUUAUUUGUCGGCAUUUUCUGCGUCGUUUUCCUGGUUGGAGUGAUUGGCAAUACGCUAGUGGUGAUGGUGGUCAUCUCAAAACGGACUAUGUGGUCGUCGAUGAACAUCGUUCUCGCAAACCUGGCCUGCGCCGAUCUGCUCGUCCUCCUAUUCUGCCUCCCGCCCACCGUCAUCAACGACGUCACCAAGACGUUCUGGUUCAGCAACGUCGCCUGCAAGAGCAUCAUCUUUUUCCAGAAUACUUCUGUGUACGUCUCCAUCCAGUCGCUGGUGUUCAUCUCCUUCGAGAGGUGGCGCGCUAUAACUUAUCCUUUGAAGCGACCUAUCCGGGCGACGAGGAAGGUUAUUGCCGGAACCUGGGUGCUCUCCAUCGUGCUCUCCCUCCCCGAACCGAUCACCCUCAACCUCCAGCCCGCCAACUUCACCAAGGAGAACUUUACGACUACGUGGGGCACACGGUGUAUGGAGACGUGGUCGGCCGAUUUCGAGAGGAGAUAUCAGGUCUUCAUGUUCCUCGUCUUCUAUCUGAUGCCACUGCUCCUAAUCUCAUACUUGUGCUUCCAUAUGCGCAACACGCUCCGCUCCUCCGAGUUGAAAAUCGGCAAGCUGCAACUGGCGCACCGACGGAAGGCCAUUCGGAUGCUAAUUGCCGUGGUGGCCGUAUUUGCAUUCAGCUAUCUGCCAGUGCAUUGGUAUCAUUUGAAGAGUGCAUUCGAGAAAGGGCGUGAGGAGGAAGAAGUUGAAGAAGAGGAGAUCGAUAUGAAUUGGAUCGCAUUGAGCAAGCUGACACCGAGGUUCUUCUCCUACUCGAGCAGCUGCCUCAACCCGAUCCUCUACAAUUUCAUGUGCGGCCGCUUCCGAAAAGAGUUUGCACGCGUAGUCUUCUGCCGACCCGUGAAGGGACGCGACAAUACGCUACGCUACACUACGCAACGGCUACACCGCCAGAAUAAUGGGCUCUUCAAUGGAAGAGCCCUAUGCAGCUCGAUCGGUCAUGGUACUCUCGUCAAGAGUACCCUCUCGUCGUCGAUGGAUUCAUUAACGAAGGCA